GGACCCCGGGCCGGAGCUCCCCGGCCUGAGAGCGGGAGCCAGCAGCGGCCCUCUGCCUGGCCUGGCCGUCCCCCAGCCCGGGGAGCAGGGUCUCCGUCCAGAGGGGCUAGGAGGCGGCCGUGCCAGCCCGGAGCCUGCGCUGGGACGUGCCAGGGACGUGCCCUGCUCAGCUGCCAGCGAAGAUGCAGAUAAAAAUAACCUCAGCCCCAGCCAGGAGGCUCCCCUGACCCCAGCCAAGAAAUGGUCAGCUGUUGCCUGGAGUCAGCUUGCGGCCACUCCUUGUUUCUGCCGUCCCCACAAAGUUCCAAUGGUCCUGUAAAGAAGUCCAUGCGUGAGAAGGCUGUCGAGAGAAGGAAUGUUAACAAAGAGCACAAUAGUAACUUUAAAGCCGGAUACAUUCCAAUUGAUGAAGAUCGUCUCCAUAAAACGGGAUUGAGAGGAAGAAAGGGCAAUUUAGCCAUCUGUGUGAUUAUCCUCUUAUUUAUCCUAGCUGUCAUUAAUUUAAUUAUAACACUUGUUAUCUGGGCUGUGAUUCGCAUUGGACCAAAUGGCUGUGACAGCAUGGAGUUUCAUGACAGUGGUCUGCUCCGAUUUAAGCAAGUAUCUGACAUGGGAGUUAUACACCCUCUUUAUAAGAGCACAGUAGGAGGAAGGCGAAAUGAAAAUUUGGUAAUCACUGGCAACAACCAGCCUAUUGUUUUUCAGCAAGGGACAACAAAACUCAGUGUAGAAAAGAACAAAACCUCUAUUACAAGUGACAUUGGUAUGCAGUUUUUUGACCCCAGAACUCAAAAUGUCUUGUUCAGCACAGACUAUGAAACUCAUGAGUUUCAUUUGCCAAGUGGAGUGAAAAGUUUGAAUGUUCAAAAAGCAUCUACUGAAAGGAUUACCAGCAAUGCUACCAGUGAUUUAAAUAUAAAAGUCGAUGGGCGCGCUAUUGUGCGUGGAAAUGAAGGAGUGUUCAUCAUGGGCAAAACCAUUGAGUUUCACGUGGGCAGUAAUAUGGAGUUAAAGGCUGAAAACAGUAUCAUCCUCAAUGGGACUGUGAUGGUCAGCACCACCCGCCUACCCAGUUCCUCCGGCGGAGACCAGCCGGGCCCCGGGGACUGGGUGCGCUACAAGCUCUGCGUGUGUGCCGACGGCACGCUCUUCAAAGUGCAAGUAACCGGCCAGAACAUGGGCUGCCAGACAUCCGACAACCCCUGUGGGAACACGCAUUAGAAGAACCCCAGAGGUCAUCAACAUGUUUGUAUCUUCACCUUUUUGUACGAGUGUGCAUGUAAAUCAUUAUUUUUACAGAGUUCGCGAUAACUCAUUGUAAUUAUUUGAACUGCAGAGCACGACUGUAUCUGUUAUGUAGUCUCCAUAUUUAAAAUGUUCCGAGAGCCUAAAGUCUAACACAUUUAUUAAGUAGCACUGAUCUACAAAUGACUGUUCUCUAAAACAAUUGUGAGAAGUGAAUAAAAUCAAAAUAAGUGUUUUUAAA
Lemur catta (Ring-tailed lemur) is the source of this 1486-nucleotide messenger RNA. It is a transcript of the gene SGCB, whose product is annotated as sarcoglycan beta. The record is from RefSeq and is a predicted model, not a curated record. Gene Ontology annotation, biological process: muscle organ development. Gene Ontology annotation, cellular component: sarcoglycan complex; sarcolemma. The coding region runs from base 241 to 1221 and encodes 326 amino acids. NCBI's taxonomy places the organism in Eukaryota, Metazoa, Chordata, Mammalia, Primates, Lemuridae. The transcript has 6 exons.